Messenger RNA from Panicum virgatum (switchgrass), 1707 nucleotides. RefSeq lists its product as uncharacterized. NCBI's taxonomy places the organism in Eukaryota, Viridiplantae, Streptophyta, Magnoliopsida, Poales, Poaceae. The record is from RefSeq and is a predicted model, not a curated record. The transcript has 3 exons. Bases 296 to 1444 code for a protein of 382 amino acids.
AGGCGCAGGCUAGCCGCGCCAUCCCCAGUCACCACCCGUCUGGUGAGUCCGCCACCGCACCGCACCUCAGGACGGGCCGACGGAGGACGAUCACGAUGGUGCCGUACCAUACCAUGCCAACCAUCUUGAUCCGGCGCGCGUUCCGCUCAGCCUCCUGAACAACUUUUUCGAGCCAUGAGUUACCCAACCACGAGAUAUUCUUCACGGGCUCGUCUCCUCUAUAACUGAAUCUGGAAACGGAGCACGCCACUGAACCGAGCGAUCAGAGUACUUCUUCAGCAGGAGAAGACGGUUGAUGAGAAAGGGAAAGGAGAUGGUGCGGCACGCCCGUGGCGCUGCCCUGUUCUUGCUCGCCUGCUUUGCAUCUGCUGCUCGAGCGGCCACGGCCAUUCCCGAUGGCCUGCUGCCGAACGGCAACUUCGAGGAGGCGCCGGCCAGGUCGCAGCUCGACGGCACGAGGGUGACGGGGCGCUACGCGAUCCCGCGCUGGGAGGUCUCCGGGUUCGUCGAGUACAUCGGGUCCGGCCAGAAGCAGGGCGACAUGCUCCUGCCGGUGCCGGAGGGCGCGUACGCCGUGCGGCUGGGCAACGAGGCGUCGAUCCGGCAGCAGGUGACCAACUUGGCCCCGCGAGCGCGCUACUCCAUCACCUUCAGCGCGGCGCGCACCUGCGCCCAGGCCGAGCGGCUCAACGUGACGGUCGACCCGGAGUCCGACGUGCUCCCCGUGCAGACGGUCUACACCAGCAGCGGCUGGGACUCCUACUCCUGGGCCUUCGAAGCCAGGCGCAGCGCCGUGACGCUCGUCGUCCACAACCCCGGCGCCGACGACGACGCGGCCUGCGGCCCCCUCCUCGACGCGUUUGCCAUCAAGACUCUCCAGCCUCCUCGGCGCACCAAGAAUAACAUGCUGAAGAACGGGGACUUCGAGGAGGGGCCCUACAUCUUCCGGAACACGCCGUGGGGGGUGCUGGUGCCGCCCAUGGACGAGGACGACUACUCGCCGCUGUCCCCGUGGAUGGUCCUGUCGUCGACCAAGUCGGUCAAGUACCUGGACGCGGCGCACUACGCCGUGCCGCGCGGCGCCCGCGCCGUGGAGCUGGUGGCCGGCGCGGAGGCGGCGCUGGUGCAGGACGUGGGCACCGUGCCCGGGCGGCCGUACAGGCUCGAGUUCUCGGCGGGGGACGCCGGGGACGGGUGCGCGGGGUCGCUGGGCGUCCAGGCGUACGCGGCGCGGGGGAGCGUGAAGGUGCCGUACGAGUCCGAGGGGAAGGGCGGGUUCGAGCGCGGCGUGCUCGAGUUCACGGCGAUCGCCAACCGGACGCGGGUGGUGCUCGUCAGCACGGCCUACACCGUGAAGGGCGACGGCACGCUCUGCGGGCCCGUCGUCGACGACGUCUCGCUCGUGCGCACCCGCGCCCACGCCGCUCGCCGCCUGCUGCUGUGAUACAAUACUGACAGGACUCUUUCAUUGGUUGGUCAAUGGGAACGGCAAUGGAGAGAGUGCUUGAAUUCCUGGGCUUAACCAAAGUUGGGAAAGAUUAUUGCACGGUAAUUGAGUACUAUACUAACGCGCCAGGAAUUGGCGCGCGCUCAUGCGUCGCGGCCCCACGUGGGCCGGGGGUAGUGUUCAUCAUUUAAAAAAUAAUAAAAAGUACUGUUCAUGUGGGGCCGGGGGUACGGUUCAUAAUAAAAAAUAAUUAAAAAGUA